AUGACAACAGGAACAGACAGGGAAUUUCGGAGAGGAGAGAGAGAGUCAGAGAGAGAGAGCAAGCGAGAAAAAGAUUUUAUGUUGAUGAUAUGGGUCCGACCCGCCGAAAAAUGUCCGAGAUGCACAUCGAGUAGGGGGAAAGGGAAGGUUCCUCAUUUGUUUUUUCUAUUGUUCUAUUGUGAAUAUCUGAUUUCUUUCAAUAUGGCAUAUGAGCUCUAUGGACUCUUAGCUGGAAAAGUUAGCACUGUCACGAGAGAAAUCAUCAAGCCUUCCUAUGGUGGGGAUGAUGAAGCCUUCUUACGGAAAGUCAUAACACCUAUUUAUCAAUGUUUGUAUGGCUACCAGGGAUCCAAGAAAGAUAAAAACGGGAUAGCCCCUCACACUGCCUGA
Striga asiatica is the source of this 390-nucleotide messenger RNA. The record is from the annotation of a GenBank genome assembly. Lineage: Eukaryota; Viridiplantae; Streptophyta; Magnoliopsida; Lamiales; Orobanchaceae.